AUGCCAGGGACUCUCUCGAUGCCCCUCAGAUGGCUCAGCAGUCAAAUACCAGAGCUUCUUGAAGCCAGUCUCACAGCCUCCAUCCUUCCACCAGGGCCAGCUCUAGAGUGGGGAGGGUUCUCUCAGAUGACAAGCAGCGAUGACAAGUAUAGGAAGAAACUGUCCAUCGGUACUUCCCAACCUGAGACUUCAUCAUCCCAUUUAACUACAACAAUGCUGUUCAACAGAAGGAGUGAAGGCAGCAGAAUGAGCUGCAGCCAGUAUGUCAUGAGCCUGAGGGGCAAGCCACAGUUCAUGAGCAGCAGAGGCAGAAAGCUAUGCAGUAUGAUGAGCACCAUAGAAACGAGCAGCAAGAAGUCAAAAGGGUCCAACUGGAAGCAGCCAACAUUGGAGACUGGUAUAGAAUAUGGCCUGAGGUCACAAGCAUUCUCACUCCCAUAUGAGCUGACCCUUUCACCUCUGCCUCCAUCUUUUGAGAACCUAGCACCUCAAGCAGUGGAAUACUGGAAUACUGGGCUGAUGGCACCUGAACCAGAUGAAACCCAAGACCCCCAACCCUCCAGUACCCUCUUUCAUUAUGAACCUCCAGCGCAGACUCCAUCUUCAGGAGUGAUGAGUCUGUUCUUGAGCACUACAGACUAUGGGUUCCCAGAAAUGCUCACAUUCCUGCUUGCACUCUCUGAGGUUUUCUCGAAAGUAGGGUUGUCAGGCAGCUUAUCGAUGAUGACUACCAGCACAAUAGUGGAGGUGACAAGAGCAACUGGGGGAAACUGGUAUAACUCCAGCAUUGGGAGCUGCCCAGCCACCACCUAUGAAAACCCCUUAGUCGUUGGCCUGAAGGUCAGGGAGAGUAUUUAUGACCAGCCUGCUGGUUCCCUCCUUGAGAAGGACGAUGAGGAUGAGGAAGAAGAAACGGAGAGUAGCAACCCCCCUAGGGGUCCACCAUAUGACUCGCAGGAGAAGACAGAUGAAGAAGAAGUGAACAGGUUGGCCUGA
This is a messenger RNA of Guyanagaster necrorhizus, 996 nucleotides long. RefSeq lists its product as uncharacterized. Lineage: Eukaryota; Fungi; Basidiomycota; Agaricomycetes; Agaricales; Physalacriaceae. The coding region runs from base 1 to 996 and encodes 331 amino acids. The record is from RefSeq and is a predicted model, not a curated record. The transcript is spliced from 3 exons.